AUGAGUGCUUUGCAGAAAAUCGCUGAGAUCGAGGCCGAAAUGGCCAGAACUCAGAAAAACAAAGCGACAAAUGCCCACUUGGGCCUCCUCAAGGCCAAGCUGGCAAAGCUUCGGGCGACGAUCGUGUCCGAGGGCACGAAAGGUAGCGGGGGAGGCGGAGGACAGCAGGGCUUCGAGGUCUCCAAGACCGGAGAUGCUCGAGUUGGCCUCAUCGGCUUCCCAUCCGUUGGCAAGUCGACAUUGCUGAACAAGAUGACAGGAAGCGCCAGCGAGGUUGCCUCCUAUGAGUUCACCACUCUGACCUGUGUCCCCGGCGUUUUCAACUAUAAGGGCGCCAAGAUCCAGCUACUGGAUCUGCCCGGGAUCAUCGAGGGAGCCAAGGAUGGCAAAGGCCGUGGAAAGCAGGUCAUUAGUGUGGCCUACAGCUGCAGCCUGAUUCUGAUAGUGUUGGAUGUAAUGAAGCCGAUCUUACACAAGAGGAAGAUCGAAUAUGAGCUCGAGGGCUUCGGGAUUCGAUUAAACAAGAAGCCGCCGAACAUUCUGUUCAAAAAGAGGGAAAAAGGAGGGAUCGCGCUUAACGUGUCCCCGGGCUGUGUGCUAAAGGACUGCGAUGAGGAGAGCAUCAUGGGUGUUCUUCGAGAGUAUCGCAUCUCCAAUGCCCAAGUCUCGAUUAGAUGUAAUGCCACGAUGGACGACAUCAUUGACACGCUUGAGGGCAACCGGAAGUAUUGCCCUUGCAUCUAUGUCAUGAACAAGAUCGACCAGAUCACAAUCGAAGAGCUCGACAUCAUCGCUGAGGUGCCCCACCACGUGCCCAUUUGUGCACACCAUGAGUGGAACCUGGACGGACUCGUCGAGAUGAUCUGGAGAUACAUGAGCCUACUGAGGAUUUACACGAAACCUCGAGGACAGAUUCCAGAUUACACCGCUCCAGUAAUUCUUCCAGCGGACAAGAACAGGAUUGAGGACUUCUGCGUCCGGAUACACAAGUCUCUCCUAGCGCAGUUCAAAGUCGCACUCGUCUGGGGAAUGUCCGCGAGACAUAAUCCUCAAAGAUGUGGGAAAGACCACGAGCUGAUGGACGAGGACGUCGUGCAGAUCAUCAAGAAGGUUGGCUGA
Molecule: messenger RNA, 1119 nt
Organism: Symbiodinium necroappetens
Lineage: Eukaryota; Dinophyceae; Suessiales; Symbiodiniaceae
Source: the annotation of a GenBank genome assembly